UAAAUAUAAUUUAGAAAAAACAAAAACAGAGAUCCCCGCAUAACCAAGAUCACUUGGAGACGUUAAAAAUAUUAAAAUUGUGGCAAUUUAAAGAAAAGUUGCAAUAAUGAAGAAAGUGCUUUUAACAAAAUCCAAACAAAUUCAAGUGACGGGUACGGUUACAGAUCUUAUAAGAAAACACACGAUCGGUGUAGUGGCCACAACCCCUACAAUAUCAAGCUCAACUGGCCUUCGGGAUAUAUAUAAGCCUAAUAAUGGAACAAAUACGUACAUGCAAAGAAAGUCCUUUCAGUCCAUUUACGAGGACAUGUUCAAAUUACUCAUGCGUCUGCCAGAUAAAGCUCUACAACAACGCGUUAUCGACGCUAUCAAUGGUCGCAGUGAUAAGUCCGCUAAUCAGUGUAAACAGUGCGCCUGUAAAAUUCCCCCCAAAAUUAGUGUAUCAACACAAACCGAGGUGCUAGAUUUGAAAGAUUUUCUUCAGAAAUCUGAUGAUAUAAAAGUUAAGAAGGAUGAAGAGCAAAAACCUAAGUUACCCGCUCCAGCGACUGGACUAGCAGCUAGUAGCGCGACUUCUACCAGCGAACCCGUAAAGGUGGUGCGCAAGCGUGGCCGCAAGCGCAACACCUCUGUGCCACAGGUGGUGAAACGAUCGGCAGCUGAAAUGGCCCUGCAGGAGCGCGAGGAUAAGCAGCUAACACCCUUACCAGCAGUAAAAAAAAAAAAACAAGAAUCAGCCAAACCUCCUCCCACUUCCACUCCAAGCAAUUGCUCUACUCCACGAACGAGUCUAGAGCAACGCAGGGAUUCUGUUUCAUCAAAUUACUCAAGCUGUCUGGGCGAAAUUAAUCUGCUUGAUAUGUACAAUCAAGUAGAUAACUACAUCAAUAAUGACAAUGAGCAUACUAUAAUUUCAACCAUGGCCAAUGAGUUUCAACGCGCUGAUAUUAUGUCCGAAUCUGGUCUACUACCAAUUCACGAUGCUAUACUUAUGGGCGAUUCACACUACGUGCAACGUCAGCUCAUUGUAUGGUCUAAGCUAAAGAAUCUGAAAGAUCUGAGUGAGCUACUCAGCGCCGACGGCGAAGACUGCAUGCAAUUGGCCAUUACUAAUAACAGCGCACCAGAGAUUGUCGAAAUUCUGCUCAAGGCUGGACUGUUACCCAAUCAUAUAUAUGAGGAAUCCAAUACGGCACUGCAUUUGGCCAUCAUUAACAAUGUACAGCUCGAAUCUCUACGCCAUCUUAUGCAUGUUAUUGACCUCAAUCUUGUCUUGCAAAUGAAUGACGAUGGAUAUACAGCGCUCCACAUUGCAGCACGUCAUAAUCAUUAUAAAUUGGCCGAGGUUAUAUGCGAUGUUAUAGAUGAACGGCAGCUCGGUAGGCCUGUCUACUUGCGUGACACCAAAGACUUGUCCUCUCUGGAGUCAAGCAUGGAUGAGAAAAAGUUCGCCAAGUACUAUGAACAUGCCUGUGAUAGGCUGGAGCACAACAAAACCAAAUUAAUGGGACGCUCUCUUAAGCGUGAGGUCAUAAACGGCACAGAAGCGCGCGCGGGGAAUACGCCACUCUAUUAUGCCAUUGAGGGAGAGCUGGAGCAUAUGUGUUAUUUCUUGCUUGCACAUCUUAGCGAUCCCGACGAAGAGAAUCUUAGCGGUCAUAGUCCGAAGUCGUAUCAUUAUGAAUUCGCGCGUGUUCUGCGUAUAAAUCUAAAGAUCGCACGCAUUAUGGAUAAAGUAACAAGCAUACUUAAUGGCACCACUUCAACGAGCACAGUUUAAGAUGUUUAGUCUUAUAUUUAAUUUAACACACAAGUUAUUUAACCCCACUUUGUUGUCCAAUCGGUUUGUAAAAGCUUGGCCAGCUGUAAAGGCUCUAGGGAAGGGGGCAAUCGUCUGAUUUUCUUUUUGUUCCUGUUGCGUUUUCGCUUGUUUUUAGCUGUAAAUGGUUUAGCACAUUGAUUAAUAAAUUUGAUUUAAUUAUUGUA
Molecule: messenger RNA, 1986 nt
Organism: Drosophila busckii
Lineage: Eukaryota; Metazoa; Arthropoda; Insecta; Diptera; Drosophilidae
Gene: Charon
Exons: 3
Coding region: 107-1780 (557 amino acids)
Molecular function (GO): protein binding
Source: RefSeq, a predicted model, not a curated record